Nematocida major is the source of this 258-nucleotide messenger RNA. RefSeq lists its product as uncharacterized. NCBI's taxonomy places the organism in Eukaryota, Fungi, Microsporidia. Bases 1 to 258 code for a protein of 85 amino acids. The record is from RefSeq and is a predicted model, not a curated record. The transcript has a single exon.
AUGUCGUACGUGAGCACGAAGCCAGAGCCCCCCGCAGAGAACACGAUGACCCUGGAGGAGCUAAAACAGGGCCUUUUAGAGCUUUCUGUGGAAGGAACUGAGAAGAUCCUCAGAAGCGAGCUUAUCAAGCUAAUUACAACGGUCGGCAACAAACUCACGCUAAACGAGGCGAACCAAGUUCUCUCCCUCAUUCCCACGGCAAAUGGCGCAAUUGACAUUUCCGAGCUGAUCAGCAGAGUCCAAAAUAUUGCGGAAUAA